AUGGAAGAUACAUCACCAACACGCCCUUUUGCGAGCAAUUAUUCAGACGGCGGCUCCCUAACUUGGGAGAACUCAUUUGAUAUUUGGGAUGUCUCGACAGGAAAAUUACAUAGCACCAUCCACAACCCUUCCUCAUUAGUGAACAAGCUAUCAUUCUCUUUGGAUGGCACUCUGCUAGGAUGCGCCUGUGAAGAUGGUACUGUGCGCCUUUGGGAUCUUACUACACCACAAUCAUCCACUAUCACAGGGCUCAAAUCUUUUGAUUCAGUGAUUAGAAACAUUCAAGUAUUCUCGCCUGAAUAUGUCAAAGUUUACUACAACUCGAGGCUCAGCCUUUGGAAUUUGGAAACGCGAGCUUUGCAUAAAAGAGCGCGGGAAACGCCACUUCCAUCUCGUUUCAACGUAGACAGCAUUUAUUUCACUACUUUCACACCCCAAGAAAUCAAAAUUUGGAGCGCACGGACAGGUAAGGUGGUGACUAGACUCAAGCAUUGUUAUCCAGUUGUUCCUACCUCAACAUUUAGUGAAGAUAGAGGUCUUUUAGCUUUGGGGUUUGGCGAAAAAAGUCACAUCAUCGACGAAUUCGACCGACUUUUGAAUGGGUUCAGUGAUGGAGAACUAGAAAUCACUGAUGAGGGUAGUGCAAAUUCAGAACAUAAUGGUGCUAUGGAAGGCUCGGUUAUUGAGGGAGAUGAUGAGUCUUACUCUGAGCGUGAUGAGACAUCUCCUCUCGACGACGAUAAACUGCCCUACUCUGUCAGUGAGGCAGAUUCAGGAUAUAAAGCUUCUAUGGAAAGAUCGACUUUUGAAGAGGAUGAUGAGUCGUCCUCUGAGCUUGAUGUCUCAUCUCCCGACGACGACGACGAAAUGUCCCACUCUGGCAGCGAGUCAAAUUUUGAUGACGAAGGCAUCUGGCCAGUCGCCUGUUCAAAGCUAGACCCGCAGGUUCAAAUCUGGGACCUUAACACAGGAGAAGCAUUACAAAUUAUCAAAGGCGACUUCCAAUUUGUCAAUGCUGUAUCACUAUCUGCCGAUGGUGGAUUUGUUGCAUUCAUAGUCGCUCACUCUCUGCCCGGGGAAGCUCGAAGGUGGGAAUUGCAUGUCUGGAGUAUUAUGAAAGAUGAACAAAUCAACAUCUUAAAGUCGCUCGAAGACAGAGUCCCGAUCCACCUCCUCUGGUCUCCUGAUAGCCAGACCCUGGUGGUUGUAUUCAAAUCCGAUACCAUCCGUCUCUACGAGGCAAUGACAGGGCGACUAUUAAUGACCUUGAGCACAGAAUGUUUCUUUUAUGAGAUCGCCUUUUCUCCGGACAGUAGAUUUUUAGCCUCUUGUGACAGGCAUGCCGUUCGAUUGUGGGAUCUCAGAACAGGCCAGAUAAUCGGCAAAAAGCCUUUUGAUCAGCCACUCAACCUACGGUUCUCUCCAGAUGGGAAAGCAUUAUCCAUGAGUGCGGGGCGAAUUGAUGUACGAUCUUUCUAUCCUGGACAAGAGUCUUUACGAGAUUAUGACUUUUUGAUUGAAGAUGAUUGGGUUAUGCUCGGCGGAAGGAGGGUUCUCUGGCUCCCUCCAGAAUACAUUCCGACAUGCGUCGCGAGCACUAAUGGCACUCUCGUCAUGGCCCAUGCAUCUGGGAAAAUCAUCUUCCUCAAAUUUCGAUCGCAGGAGAGUGACCUAGACGUCGAAAUAUAG
Penicillium malachiteum is the source of this 1689-nucleotide messenger RNA. RefSeq names its product WD40 repeat domain-containing protein. The record is from RefSeq and is a predicted model, not a curated record. Lineage: Eukaryota; Fungi; Ascomycota; Eurotiomycetes; Eurotiales; Aspergillaceae. The coding region runs from base 1 to 1689 and encodes 562 amino acids. Gene Ontology annotation, molecular function: protein binding. The transcript has a single exon.